UCUAUAAGCUUUAAUUUGAUAUAGGGGUUUAGAUGUCUACUGCUUAAACUCUGCGCGCUACAUCGCUUGCACGCGAGAGACCCCUGAAGGUAUACCGUAACCUUAAGUUUAGCCCAGGCUACACUCGUCUGAAUUUUAGUUAGCGCGGUGACUCGGUGAUCAAUUAGCUUUCUAUAACUGCUGUCUAGGGAAGUCUGCCUGAGGACAUCACAAAGUCUAAUAAAGGAGCAAAUCUAAUGAUUUUCCAUUUUCUAGCACGCGUCGUUCAUUAUCGUACAUGAAACCUUCCCGAGAUAUAUAAACGGGUCAACAUUAAGCCCCGUAAUAGUGGCCGUUUGCACUGUGGCGAUAAUGUUGUGCUUGCUUUACACAGCAAAGAGCUUUAGCCACAUCAAUGUAGGGCUUAGACGCACAAUGGACUAGACGUUUCUUGCUGUUGUUGUCUGCUUUUAUAUUCAGGACAGAACAUAAUUGCUCGUGCCGGGAUGACUUAAUUUAAUUUUGAAACAUAGACCAGAGAUGACUUCGAACACUUUUGGUUUCUGACAUAAAACGUUUGGAACGCCCCUUCGUUCAAGCAAAAGAUCCUUUAAAACAUUCAAGAGUGUCUCACAUUGGAUUUACAGAGGGUUUUGUAAGAGUUUCCAUGGCAAUUUCGGCUUUUUGUGAAUGAGGCAAAUUAAUUAUAUGCAACGUUUCAAUUGGAAAACAAGAGGCGCACAAACUAUCACUACUCUUCAACGAGGUUGGUCGUAACUUGGAAUAAAUCAUAUCCCAGAACCAGCUUAAAAGCUAUUGGCUCUUAGAAAAAUUGGGGCAAUAUUGCCUUUGAAAACGUCUUCACUAUUCUAACAGAAGAAGUUCUGAUGUAUCUGAGAUCACAAGGCAGAAUUCGAAUUUGUGCAGUUUGCUUGGCUGCGCUUAUUGGCCUAGCUAUGGUGGGUGCUCUGGUUGUGUGGACAAACGAGCGUCUUUACAUGGAGCAAAAGUACGCGUCGAGAUUCAAAGCUGGAGACGAUUUCCCUGGUAAAACUUCCGUUUACGCCAGUACAGGCGGAAACCAAAUGAACGAAGAUAAACCUGGGACACAAGGAAAUAAACAAAGCGCAUUAAAUGAUAAAACAGCGAUGAACGAUAGCGCCAUUUCCUCAGAUAAAGUACACUCACAGACCAACCCGUACAAAGCUUAUGGCCACGUCAAAACCAUCUUGUAUUUCCUUGGUUAUCCACGCAGCCGUCACACUCUCCUUGGCUCUUUACUGGACGCUCACCCGCACAUGGCUAUAGCAGACGAGACAGCGGCUUUUACCAAAUGGAUAUCAAAUCCAAACAAAUGGAUGAAAAAUUCAGUAUACGCAUAUUAUGAUCUUAUGUUCAAAGCUUCACAGCGUGUCGUCAGAGGAGGAAGAAGGUCUCGAGUGUUUAAACAGAGAGUUGUUAACGCAACCCGUAAUUUUCUUUAUUAUGUACCAAACCAAUGGCAAGGCAAGUUUAAUCAGUACAUUGAGGUAAGCCGAAUGUGAGGCUCUUAUUAAGCGCUGAAAUCAAAGGACCCCAUGUGGUAUCUCGUACAUUCACGCCCAAUGUAUCCUUCUGGCAGACGGAUAAGCUUUUUAUCAAUAUUAAAAUAUCAAAUUUGAUCUUAUUCAAAACAAAACAAAACAGGCAAAGACUUGACUUACAUUUUUCUAUUAAUAACACUGAAAUUGAUCGUGUCAAUGAAGUUUUGUUUUUAGGAGUUAUACUUGACGAGCACUUGUCUUGGCAAUCUCAAAUACAGAACGUAGCAAGAAAAAUUUCAAAAUCAGUGGGUAUUAUCUAAAAAUCAAGUUUUUGCCUUAAUAAGAUCUCCUUAUGAACUCUCUAUUAUAGUUUAGUUUAUCACCUAUUUACACUACUGAUCGAGUCUCUGGGGCUCCACUUAUCAAUCAAAUCUCAAACUUUUAAUACUUCAGAAACGAGCUAUUUGAACACUUUCGAGAAUUACUUUUAAUGACCCUAUUUUUCUGCCUGAGGUUAAAAAUCCUAAAAUUUGAAAACCUUAUCAAACUUCAAAUAGGUGAAGUUAUGUACCUUUACAAAAAUCGCCUUCUUCCCGAAAGUUUCCAUGACAUGUUUUUAUUUAACUAUGACGUACAUAAAUACAAUACUAGAACUAAUAUUUUUUUUCCCUUUACGCUACAGUAGGACUAUUGUAAAGAACUUCCCUUUUCGUUUUCAAGGCCCAAACUUAUUUAGUUCUCUCAGCAAUGGAAUUCAAAAUGCCUCCAGUAUUGCUGUUUUUACCUCUAAACUUAAGUCAUCUUUCUUGAUAAGUAUUUUUACUUCUCUCAGUAGGCUUGCGUAUGCUUCUUUCGCUACUUUUAUUUCCUUUUUUCCCUUCCUUUGCCUUUGCGCAUUCGCGCGUUUAGUUGUGCUUAACUACCUAUUUCUCCCUCACCAUUGCUGACGUCACUACGGGACCACGUGAGAUUGCGCGAACAAGCUUGCCUUCAAUGUGCGACUUUGUUUGCCAGGACAAGAC
This is a messenger RNA of Orbicella faveolata, 2524 nucleotides long. RefSeq lists its product as uncharacterized. Gene Ontology annotation, biological process: peptidyl-tyrosine sulfation. Lineage: Eukaryota; Metazoa; Cnidaria; Anthozoa; Scleractinia; Merulinidae. Gene Ontology annotation, molecular function: protein-tyrosine sulfotransferase activity. The record is from RefSeq and is a predicted model, not a curated record. Gene Ontology annotation, cellular component: Golgi apparatus.